UCUCCAGUCCUCAGCUCGCCGCUGCUUGGUGUAACGUAACGUAACGUUAGUUAUUGAUGUUAUGGAGAAGAAAGCGAACGAGGGAUUCACAGCUUAGCCACUACAUUCUCCCUACUUACAUAUUAAAUCUUGGAAGCGGAAAUCUCCUUCGACAGAACGGCAGACUGAACUGACGGAUUUUUUUUUUCAUUGUCCCGUGGGAGAAAAGAAACGCACGAACUUAACAUGAAGAGAAUAACGGGGAAGACGAAAGAAGCUACUUUAAUAGAAAUGUCCAACACUCUGGAUUCUCAGAUUGAAGAUGGCUGUGCCGUUCUGACGGGCUACCGGAGGACCUUUCAGGCAGGUAAUAAUGGCAGCAUUAACUCCAUCUCUGACCGAGGGAACCAGCUGCCUGGUCACCGAGAGAUGUUUGAUGAGAACAGGAGCUCUGUGUUCUUUAAGGAUGGUGUACGGCGCAUUGACUUCGUCCUGUCCUACGUUGACGACAAGGAUGGAGACAAAAAAGCGGAGAGAAGAAGAGAGUUUGAAGCCAACCUGGAGAAGUCUGGUCUUGAGCUGGAGACUGAAGAUAAAUCGGAGUCAGAUGAUCGUAAGACAUAUUAUCUGAAGAUCCACGCUCCAUGGGAAGUGUUGGCCACCUAUGCGGAUGUGCUAAAGAUCAAGGUGCCCUUUAAAGCGAGCGAUAUUCCCAAAGCUCGAGAAGUUCCUCUGGAGUGGCUCACUCACCCCUUUCGGCUUCCAGAUGGCAUCAUGAGGCCAGAGCCGGACUACUUCACUGCACCUUUUGACAAGAGCAAGGUUGACUUCUUCCUCAUUGAUGAUAAGGAUACAUUUUUUCCUCCCUCCACACGCAACAGGAUUGUGUACUACAUCCUGACCCGCUGCCCGUACUACAAGGAAGACCGUAAAGAGAAAGAUAAGACUGGAAUCAAACGACUGCUGAACAACGGCACCUACACCUCAGCUUAUCCUCUUCAUGAUUGUCGGUAUUGGAAGAAAGCACCAGACAUGCAGUGUGAGAGUGAAAGGUAUUACCUGUAUAGCCACUGGGCUCGAUUCUUCUGCUUCUACAAGGAGCAGCCACUCAAUCUGAUCAAGAAGUACUAUGGUGAGAAGAUUGGGAUCUACUUUGCCUGGCUGGGCUUUUACACAGAAAUGCUGUUUUUUGCUGCAGUCAUGGGCGUGAUCUGUUUUGUUUAUGGCGUGCUCAGCUACGAUGACAACAUCACAAGCAAGGAGAUCUGUGACCCAGAAAUUGGAGGGAUGAUUGUCAUGUGUCCUCUCUGUGAUCAAAAGUGUAGCUACUGGAAACUCAACUCAACAUGUCUGUCCUCCUGGCAAUCCCAUCUAUUUGAUAAUGAGGGGACUGUGUUCUUCGCCAUGUUCAUGGGCAUUUGGGUGACCCUGUUCCUAGAGUUCUGGAAACGGCGGCAGGCCCGUCUGGAAUAUGAGUGGGACCUUGUGGACUUUGAAGAGGAGCAGCAGCAGCUACAGAUCAGGCCAGAGUAUGAGUUGAAGUGCACUGGCCGCAGACUCAACCGCUUCACUCAGGAAAUGGAGCCUUAUCUUUCUUUCCCCAGCAAGUGUGCUCGAUUCUGCCUGUCUGGAGCAACUGUUCUUUUCUGGACGUUUCUGAUAGUGGCCUGUAUAAUGGGGGUGAUCGCUUACAGAUUAGCGGUUUAUGCAGCAUUUGCCAGUGUCAUGAAGGACAACCCCACCAGUAAGAUCCAGCUUGUGGGUUCUCUCAUCACUCCUCAACUUGCCACCUCUGUCACCGCUUCAUGCAUCAACUUUGUCAUUAUCCUCAUCCUCAACUUCCUCUAUGAGCAAGUGGCCAUCUGGAUCACUGAUAUGGAGAUUCCCAAGACCCAUCUGGAGUAUGAGAACAAGCUGACCAUGAAGAUGUUUAUGUUCCAGUUUGUGAACUACUACUCUUCCUGUUUCUACGUGGCCUUUUUUAAAGGGAAGUUUGUGGGUUAUCCGGGAAACUACAGUUAUAUGUUUGGAAAGUGGACCAGUCUGAGAAAUGAAGAGUGUGCCCCCGGGGGCUGUUUGAUUGAGCUGACCACACAGCUGCUCAUCGUCAUGGCUGGAAAACAAAUGGUUGGGAACGUCCAGGAGGCUCUGCUUCCACUUCUCAGAAACUGGUGGGGCAGCAGGAAAGGGCGGAGCCAUCCAGAAAGUACAUACAGUAGAUGGGAGCAGGACCACGAUCUGCAGAACUUCAGCCAGUUUGGACUCUUCUAUGAGUAUCUGGAGAUGGUGAUCCAGUUUGGCUUCAUAACACUUUUCGUAGCCUCUUUUCCACUGGCCCCUCUUCUUGCUCUGUUCAACAACAUCCUGGAGGUGCGAGUCGAUGCUUGGAAGUUUACCACACAGUUCAGAAGGCCAGUGGCAGCAAAGGCACGCAACAUAGGAGCAUGGGAAGAGAUCCUUAAUGUGGUGGCCAUCUUGUCCGUAGUCACAAAUGCCUUCAUCAUGGCAUUCACCUCAGAUAUGAUUCCUCGUCUGGUCUAUCUGUACGCCUACCACCAAGGCAGCGAGGCCUCUAUGAGAGGUUACAUCACCAACAGCCUCUCCUUUUACAACAUCUCUCAGAUCCCUGAAGAUAACCUACCCGAACCUGGAGAAAACCCAUCCUGGUUUAACAGCUCUACCAUCACGACAUGCAGGUAUCGGGACUAUAGAUACCCACCCGGCCAUGAAAAGCAAUACACACACACAAUGCAGUUCUGGCACAUCUUGGCUGCUAAGCUAGCCUUCAUCAUCAUCAUGGAACACAUUGUAUUUGUGGUGAAAUUCUUUGUGGCGUGGCUGAUUCCAGAUGUGCCGUCAGACGUGAAAGCGCGUAUAAAGCGGGAGCGCUUUUUGGUUCAGGAAUACCUCCACAACUAUGAAGUGGAGAAACUUAAAAUGCAGCUGAGUCAGAGUUUCUGCUUGUCCACAGAAACGGCCUCACUGCUGCCCUCUAGUCCUAAUAAACACCAGGUGCUCUCUGAAUGUAUUUGAACAUCCAUGAGCCCUCAGGACUAAUCAAAUGUACUGUACAAUGCAAAGCAUGGAGGAAUCAAAUCUUCGGGACCCCCUUCAAAUAUUUAUUGCAAAAAAAACUGCCUGCCCGUAUUCAGACAACUGCCAGAACUUUUACAAAGAACGACCCGCCUAACAAUGAUACAAACCUGCAGUUUUUUUCCUGCUUGCGGAGAACAAUACAGUUUUUUUUGUUUUUUUUUACAUGUCUGGAGUGCACUUGUAUAACUAAACUCUUUCAAUGGAGAAAGGCUUGGAGACACAUCACAGUGAUUUUAACCGCAAACCCUCUUGAAUGCAGAGCCCGGUGCUCAUGUUGCCUCGAGAGCAAGUUCAGAUAUGCUCAUUAGAAGACUUAAGAAAAUGUUUUUCGAAGGCAAUAAAGCUUUUACGUCUGUCCAGCUUGUUGCCAUAACCUUUUUCUUUUGAAGAUGUGAUCUUUUUCCCUGUGCGUAUGACUGAAAGAGGUACUUGUAGUCGUUUUUUGUUUGUUUUUUGCUUCUUUUUCUGAUCUGUCAGGUUUUUUUUUAUUUUUUUAAGAUUUUUAAAAAAUUUAACAGUUAAUAUUUGUUUUUGUCCAGCUGCAGUUUUCUUUCCCCUUUUAUAACACAUAAUAGCAUCAUCAUGUCUGUAGUACUUGCAUUAUCAUGUUUCUCAGAAUAUUUAUAUUUUUAUUGUUGAUAUUCUUUUAAUUAAUACAGUACCUUGUAGAAAAAAUUGCUACCCACACAUUCUGUUCAAUGUAAUAUUAAAAGAUAUUUUUCUUAUGAUUAUUAUUGUUAGCUUUCAUCGAGGAUGUAUUUAUUGCUUUAGAAUAAUCAUAUAACUGAUUUAUUAUCUGGUUGGAAGGAUUGUGUUUUAAGCUCUAUAAUGACUUGAUAUGUAUUUUCUGAUGCUUCAGAAAUCAGAAAUUCAAGCCAUUAUGCAUCACCUCAUUCUGUCUAUGUUUGCACAUAUCGUAUAUCUGAGGAUAAUGAACAUUAGCUGUUAUCUUUAAUCAUGACAAGCAGAACACUAGUCUUUUUUUCAUUAUAUUAUUUCACUGUAAUUGAGUUCUGCACAAUAGCACUAAACAGGAUCAGUUUAGAUUUUUGCCAUCAGUUCUCCAUGCAUUAGUUACUUUGAUAAUCACCCUGAUAACUGAUAUUUGAUAUUACAGCAGUGAUGGGGUGAAUUAAUUCAGGGAAACAGGCUGUCAGAGAACAUUUUUCAGCUGCCCCAUCUAGAUUCCAGAUGUUUGGGUUACUACAUUCUGUAGCACUGUUGAUGAACACUAUUCACUCAGUGCCAACCAUCCUCUACAGAGACUUGAAAACAAGCAAGCAUGUUAAUAUUAUGUCCCAGGUGUGUGAAAGUGUCUUAUCAAUUUAACUACACACGACUUCCUUGUACAGAACAUUUUGUGAGCCAUACAUGUUAAUUUCACACAAAUGUGUUUAAAUUCUCUCUAUAUAUUUUUUUUUAGCUCGUCGAGUGAUCUAUGCUGUCUUUCAUAGAUCUUUUAUGGAUAAUACAAUUACUGUUUACAGAAUUAUUAUUGUAUUGUGUGUUGCUAUACUUGUAAAAAAAAUGUUUUAUUCAAAACAAAACAUAAUCUAUGUGCCCAAUGACAAUAUUUAAAAAAUGUUACAGGGACAUUUGAAAAAUGUCAACAACAAAAAAAAAAAAAUGCGCUUAGUUAGGAUUUCUUUGUGUUUAGAUGAGAACGUCACCCAUGCCUUUGCCUUAAUUAUUUUCUUUGACAAUGAUGUAUGUGUAUUUUUUAUUUGGCCUACAAAUGUUUACAGAAUGAGUUGUAUGAAAGCCGUGUGAAAAAAAGAAGAAUUGUGAAUAUUAAUGAAUCAAGGUUUUAAAAGAAAUUAUUGUUUGCAGUCAAAUGACGAGAAUGUGCCAAAAUAAAGUCAAUGAAGUAUAUCACA
Molecule: messenger RNA, 4952 nt
Organism: Pimephales promelas (fathead minnow)
Lineage: Eukaryota; Metazoa; Chordata; Actinopteri; Cypriniformes; Leuciscidae
Gene: ano5b
Product: anoctamin 5b
Biological process (GO): chloride transmembrane transport
Cellular component (GO): plasma membrane
Molecular function (GO): protein dimerization activity; chloride channel activity
Source: RefSeq, a predicted model, not a curated record